Molecule: messenger RNA, 4245 nt
Organism: Harpegnathos saltator (Jerdon's jumping ant)
Lineage: Eukaryota; Metazoa; Arthropoda; Insecta; Hymenoptera; Formicidae
Exons: 3
Coding region: 534-4031 (1165 amino acids)
Biological process (GO): negative regulation of gene expression via chromosomal CpG island methylation; protein ubiquitination
Molecular function (GO): ubiquitin protein ligase activity
Source: RefSeq, a predicted model, not a curated record
CGCUCCCGGAUAAUUGGCGAUCAAAUUUUUGCACUUUCGUAAGAUCGAUCUUGUUUCACAAGUCUCUGCUCUUUCGUCACAUGUCCAGCGCGAAUAAUGAUGAAUCGUCCAAUUGUCAAUAGGCGCGAUGCAAUCGUCAAUUUGUUGUUUAUGACAACAGUCUUCUAUCGACUUUCUUUAUCAUCGAUAAUAACAGUCUGAUUUAUGACGCGGCGACACUUGCGUUAGAUCCAUUCGUGUAUUAAACAGAGAGACGGAUGGACGCUCGGACUUGAGAGAGAAAAAGAGAGAAAGGAAGAAGAGGAAAGAAAAAAAGCGGGAAGCGCGAGUAACACGAACAGACCUAAUUCGUCACAUGUCUUCGGACGAUGCGAAGUACAAUCUCGUCGCGUUAUCGACGGGGCGGCCGUGGUAGCGGCCAUUUGCAUUCACAGGACGGGCUAUUGUCCGAGAGGAAGGGAAUUGUCAGAUUUGCGGGAUUUGCGGGACGUAUCUAGCGUACGCGGCUAGCUUGUGAUCCUUGUCACGUGAAAAUGGCGAGGUCGAGUCAUGACGUCGCCAAGUGUGUCCACGAGAAUACCAUUCAGGAGAAUGAAAAGAGGCUGCGCGAGGCGCGAAUUAAGAGUCAGGGUAAAGGCCGCAUCCGACAGGAUUUGAACAGAUUGCUUCGCAAACUCAACCAAGCUGUUGAAGAGAAUUCGACGAAAAGUUCAGACAAAUUGAAUCUGUCGUGCUACAAUAGGAAUGUCACAAGUUGUUGGUAUGGCUCGAUCCCUAAAUUUCCAUCUGGAUCUUGGUGGGGUAUACGUAUGGACUGCUCCAGAGACGGUGUACACAAUCCCUUCAAUGCUGAUGUGGAUGAGGGAUCCUUUGGCGCUGCUUCUGUUUGUACUUCACAGGCCAACAUGAACGAGGAUGUAGACUUUGGUGAUUUUCUCACACUCACCGGCCAAGUGUAUCACAAAGAGCAACUGAGCACAGAUCCAUUUAUUCACAAUUACAAGAACCAGAUACCAUUGAGAUUAAUUCGAAGCUACAAUCUGCAGAAUGACAUAGCACCUAACACAGGCUACAGAUACGAUGGGCUCUACAUAGUUAUAGACUAUUGGAUAGCCACCAAUGCGGAUGGGAUCCAGUACAAUAAAUUUGCUCUAAUGCGUCUUACCGACCAAGAGUCACCGAAUUGGAGUAGCAAGAGCUCAGAAGUCCCAUCUGUCACACGACACAGCACAUCUGCGAGACCAAACCAUCAUCCGAAGCCUCCAAUCAUUACCUCCAACACGUAUGACUUACGGAAAUGUUCGCCCAGCACCGACGGCAAGCGGAAAUUCAACCACAGAGACAAUCGUGAAGCUCUACCGGUCGCAAAGACGAUACCAUCGUUCGACACGAAGAAGUCUGUACCUGAGAGCUCCAUCGUCACGCGUCAUGUCUUCAAGAAACCAAGCAACGCGGAGAGCAUAAUAUGCUCAACUUCCGUACCUGAUCGAAAGACGUUAACGUGCCUUGGUACAUCAGCACCGAAGACUCACAGUACAAAUAUCUCGAUACGUAUGGGUCUAUAUGAAUCGUCCCAUAACGCGCAGGAAGCGAAGAGGAACGUCACGACGAUGUUGCACAAACCUUUCAAGCCGAUUGACAUCGCCAAUCGUACGGCUCUGGACAUAGACGUACGUUCGCCACCGAGGAAGGAUCCCAAGCCCGUCGCGAGAAUAGACAUGGACACUACGACGCGGGUGAAUCCUCAGCCGGUCGAGAGUGCGACGUCUUGCAACGGCCACGUUGUCGCGAGCGAUAAUACCAUGAACAAACUCGAUUGUUCUUUGAGCAAGCGCAAGAAGGACGACUCGUGUUCUCGCGCCGUGCAUCCAUCAGGAUGCUCGCCGUACGCCGCGUCUGCGCCGGUGGAUGGCUCAAAGAACAACGUGAAUGGCAACGAAUGUCAGCAACACUCGCGAGAUGCUGGACGAGUCGUGAAUGUGCCUAUGUCGAACAGUGUCGAUGAACCACCAAGGAGUCCAGUCACGAUGCGCGAGAGAAUCUCCAGAAGUCAGGACGCCUCGAAGCAGUCGGGUGAGGCGCUCCAUACGCAGGACAUCAAGUCCUUGGAAUCCUUGACGCCCGACAAGAUCUUGAAUCUGAUCAACAAGGAGAAGCAUCACCCUUUGUCCAAGAUGUUGAUCGGCAAUGUGAUAGGCCUGACUACGGAGGAGUGCGCGAUGUGGGAUGCGCCGAAGGUGAACACUCCGGACGCGUCGCCAAAGAUCAGUCACAAGCAGAGGGACAACACCAAGGAAAACGUUGUCUGCUUGUCCGAGGAUAUGAUGCUGAGCAGACGGUAUUGCAGGUAUCGGUCCAAGAGGCUGUCUUGGAAGGUGUCGAAGCAGACGGACGCGGGCAAAUUCGACAAGGCGCUGCGCCGCCAGUCCCGCAACGACGUGGAUCAGAAUCGCAACAGGAGAACGCGGAUGAAAGAUCCCAGCGACGGGUCGAAAGAGAACAACGAGUACCUGUCGCCGUUCAACGUGCAAUCCUCGCUACAGACCAUCGCGCAACACACUCGCAGUGCGUACGACAUAAAGACGCGCCUGCGGGCCGACAAAGACGUGCUGACGAAGCAGGAUUUCUCCAGCUCGCCGAUGAAAAAGAACAGACUCCACAAAAAGGGGGAUAGGGAGAUCGCCAACUUGUUGAUAGACGCCAAUAUCGGGCCGAAGAUGCGCGGGCCCAGGAACAGGAGGCUGCGGUGCAUAAACAACACGUACACGAACAAGAGGUGUUACAGCACCCUGAACACCAUAGUGUACCCGCCCGGCAAGCGCAACAGGAUCACGGAGAAGCAGCGGUACAAGUCUAACUUCAAGCGGAAGAGCAAGCCAACCAAGGUCGGCCGUCAGCCUGCUCGGGACAGGCAAAGCAAGGACAGGUACAGAGUGUUACGCAGCAGGAGUUCCACCGAGGACAUGAACAGCACGAGCAAAGAGGAGAGUCUCGGCAGCGCGAUGAAGAGCAACAACGAUCGCGGUUACAACGCUAACACUAAUGAGGGCAGCAGAAAGAAGGAGAACAGAAGCGCGGCGAUCAGCAACGUCAGUGACUGUAACGUUCCUAAAACCUCCUUCGACAGGAGUCUUCGGAAGAAGCUGGUGCAGACAGUGCCUUUGUCACGUCGCGCUCCACAGACCUCGCGGCUGUAUUAUUUUCGUAAGAAACCGUUGGAGAAGCCCAACACGAUGGACGCGACGACGCAGUGCAGGCUCAUCUUCGAGGGUCCGGCUGAGAACAGCUCGGAAAGAAGCGUAGAAGGAAGCAAGAAACCGGGAUUCACCUCUUCCGGACACUCGGCCGACCGUAGGAUCAAGCUGCAGCCGGAGUCUGUACUCGAUGUGGUGUGUAACGAUCAAGGCUCUCAGGUGUACACGACGACGCUGCGCAUCGCCACCUCCGCACUCACGACGAGCGACGAGUGCCACGCGAGCUCCUCGGGAUCCACGCGCAGGACGCUAACGGAGAAGGACAGGACGUCGGCAUUCGUGCCUGUGAACACGUUGGACAGCGACCUGCGGAUAGCACGGCUCCGGUCGAUCGGCUUCAGGCCCAUAAUCAAACCACGGUCACCGCUCGACGAGAAACGAUCUGUCGUCCAGAGCGAACGGAAGCAUUUGCUCGUAAGCACGAGCAAGGUAACGAAACGGGACGUCGCCGAGGAAUACGACAAGUACACGAAUAACGAAGAUAAUAACGUGGUAGUCUACAUGGACGACGAGCUGCAAUAUCAGGAUAUCGAGGAGGAGGACGAAGGUGCGAGGACGAAGUCGAUGGAGCCAACGUUGGUGGAAGUAGAAGGAGAUGAUGAUAUCGAUGAUGAUGAUGAAGAUGACGAUGACAAUGAUGAAGAGCAAGACGUACAAUCGUACGACGAUAAUACCGUAUCACCGGAAAUGUUGGUGUCGCGCGAGAACCUGGAAUCUCCUUGGCAUGGCUGGAAGAAAAUCGUGACGAACAAUCGGUCCUAUUGGAUCGGCUGGUAGUGCAACUGCGCAAUUGAAGGUGCUUUCAUUAUUGCAAUGAGGAAAAAAAAUUGAACCGUUUUAUCACACAAAAUGUGUAUACAAUAUUAUAUUUUUAUUUUUCUUUCUUUUUGCCAAAAAUUAAAGGCUGUUGAGAGUAACAUUCUAAAUUAUUCUUCUAACAGUAAUAGUACGGUAUUCGAGUUGACUAAUAUAUUUUAAGAAAGCAUCGAGA